Messenger RNA from Cydia pomonella (codling moth), 2557 nucleotides. RefSeq names its product nucleolar complex protein 3 homolog (gene Noc3). Gene Ontology annotation, cellular component: nucleolus. The record is from RefSeq and is a predicted model, not a curated record. The coding region runs from base 126 to 2519 and encodes 797 amino acids. Gene Ontology annotation, biological process: DNA replication initiation. Lineage: Eukaryota; Metazoa; Arthropoda; Insecta; Lepidoptera; Tortricidae. The transcript has 13 exons. Gene Ontology annotation, molecular function: chromatin binding.
AAACGUCAGGUCAUCUGUCAAAAUCAAUUGACUUCCUUCGUUUGUCAAAUCCACGUUGUUUUAAUUUCCUCAAAAUAAAUUACCGAAGCUUUAUAAAUCACUACUAAUUACUUUAAAUACACACCAUGGCUAAAAAAGGCAAAAUAAAAGUUAGUAAGGUGAAGCGAAACAACCAGACCACGAAUAAAAUGAAGAAGCAGGGCAAAAUGAAGCUGCAGCGGCAUCGCGCGAAGCUUCAGAAACAGAACCAGCCGCCGCCGAAGCCCGAGAUCGAGUACAGCAGUGAGAGCGAGGAGUCGGCUGACGAGUGGGGCGAUAUGUUGGAUGAGGAGGAAAAGGCGUACAUUAUGAAGAAGCUGGCGAAGAAUCCGAGAUUUCUGGCUGAUGUGCCGGAAAAAGAGGAUGAGAACAAAUCAAACAGAAAACGCAGGAAGAUUGACAAAGAGAAGGUUCCGAAGAAACGUCCCCAAGUAGGAAGUGACAGUGGUGCGGAGAGUGACUCUGCCUCUGAGAGUGACUUUGAGGAAAAGUAUGAGCAGGAAAUGGCAGAGAGGCCGGCCAAGAGGAUGCGGGCGCUGCUGCCUAUCAAGACCAAGCAGGGGCUUAUGGAGAGGACUGAGGAGUAUGCAGACACAGAAUCAGAAAAAGAAGAUGACCCAGAACCUCAGAAAGAAGAGCAGACAGAAGAAGAGCCCCAGGACUCAGACUCCGACUCCGGAAUGGAAGGAACGGGUGAAGAAGAUACCGAGACCCCUGAGGGUGGGGUGAUCAGUACUGUGGAGCUGAUGGCCGCCAGGAGAGACCGGCUGAAUCAUGAGAAGCUGAGGAUUGGAGCUCUGUGCUCUUCUCUGCUUGAGGAACCGGAAAAAAAGCUUAAGAAUCUGUACCCAAUCCUGUACCUAAUGGAGGAACGUCUGAAGGACAACACCCUGAACCUCCACUCAGUGCGCAAGAUCGCCACUCUGUCAGCUUAUGAGGUGUUCAAGGACAUCCUGCCUGAGUACCAGAUCAGACAUCAAGACUAUUCCAAUAUCAAAUUAAAGAAGGACACAUUAGCUCUAUACAAGUACGAAAAAGAGUUACUAGAAUUCUACAAAAGAUAUCUACAGAGGCUCGAGAAAGCUUGCACGGUUUUAAGACCCAAAAAAGGAGAUACAAGAAAACCGGAUCCGGCAGCCGUCAGCCUAGCCCUCGUGUCGCUCCGCUGCCUGUGCGGGCUGCUGGCGGCGCGGCCCGCCUUCAACUACGCCACGAACAUCGCGCAGGCCGCCGUGCCCUUCCUCGACAGCGGCCACGCGCACGCCGCCGACGUUGCCACGGAGUGCGCCCAGACCGUGUUCCAAGAGGAUACUAAAGGCGAAAUUACUCUCACCAUCGUUCGACUAAUCAACCAGUUGGUAAAACGACGUGGAGAACGCCUGAAGCCCUCCGCUUUGCGCUGCCUCCUGAGUCUGAAGAUACGGGACAUCGACCUUGACGCGGAGGCCGAUAUCAAACACAAGAAGAAGAUGGAAGAGAAACAUAAGAAGAGAAUUGUUAACUUGUCGAAGAAAGAAAAGAAGCGAGCGAAAAAGCUCAAAGAAGUAGAACGCGAGCUCCUAGAGACAGAAGCACAAGAAAGUGAAGUGUCCCGCCGGAAACAGCUCACGGAGGUCACCAAGACCGUGUUCCACAUCUACUUCCGGCUGUUGAAGACGGCGCCGAGGUCUAAGCUGUUGUGUGCGGCUCUAGACGGAUUAGCUAAAUUCACCCACGUAAUCAACCUCGAAUACUACUCCGAUCUGGUCGCCAUCCUGGCGCGCCUGACGCAAGACGAGCUGAUCGGUUCCCGCGAGCGCCUGCUGUGCGUGCGCUGCGUGCUGGCCGUGCUGGCCGGCGCGGGGGACGCGCUCAACGUGGACCCGGGCCGGUUCCAUGCCGCGCUGUACGCUGCCAUGCUCAAUGUACAUGCUGGGAAAACACACGAGGACGCAAAGAUCGUGCUAGAGUCCGUAGCGCAGGUGUGCGCGCGCGCGCGGCGCGUGGCGGCCGACGAGCUGGCCGCCUUCGCCAAGCGCCUCGCCACGCUCGCGCUGCAGCUGCAGCACAACGGCGCGCUGGCCAGCUUGACGCUGCUGCACCAGCUGGCUCAGCAAAGCAAAGCCGUGGAAUCGCUCUUUGAGCCGGAUCCCGAGUCGGGAGCGGGUCAUUUCGACCCCACGCUGGAGUCCCCGGCGCACUGCCACGCGCGCAGCGCCGCGCUCGCCGAGCUGUGCGCGCUGCGCCGCCACUACCACCCUGCUGUACGGCAGGCGGUCAGCAAGAGUGACAGUAAGCUAUCGGCCGUCCACAUCUUCGAGCAGUACGACGGGUCUCAGAUGGCGUUUAAACCAGCCAUCCCCCCUCCCAAGCCCACCAACAAAGCUAAAGUGCCCCCCACUCACGUGUGGGCUCAGCACGACUUUAAGCAACUGUGUGAGGACGUCGAGAACAAAGUGAAUUUGAGUGAGGUUGACUUUGCAUUAAUGAAGAAAAGAUGAUCGUGGAAGCGUUAUAUUAAAUAAAUGUCUUAUGUUAA